AUGAAGCCUCCUUGCCAGAACUGCCCCGGCGCCCGCGACCUCCCCGCAAACUGCCCCAGGGUGGUGGAAAUGCAGGGGCGUUUGAUCGGCCACGCCGCCCGUGCCAUCGCCCUGGUGCAGGAGAGCCAGCAGCGUCCGCCCCGCCCCCGUCCCAACCUGUCGCUUUUGCCCGCCGGUGGCCAAGACCACCAAAUCAAGAAGCGUCCCCGCGGUUCGCGGGGUCGAGCCAAGAAGAGUGAUCGAAUAGAGGCCGCCGCCGCCACCACCCAGCAGAAGGGUAAGCUAGACUCUCCAUCCAAGGAAUCCACGAUCCCGAUCCCCAUCGAAGCCACUUACAUGGUUCUAUUCGUUACGGUGAAGACUAAUGUACUGGAUGAAGUUCCUGCCCCGGUGGCCUCCGUUGGGGGCGAAUUGUCCCUGGUCCUCGGCCCUGUUGGCGCCGCCGUCCCUGACGGCGAAUCUUGUAAGUGA
Molecule: messenger RNA, 471 nt
Organism: Penicillium riverlandense
Lineage: Eukaryota; Fungi; Ascomycota; Eurotiomycetes; Eurotiales; Aspergillaceae
Exons: 2
Coding region: 1-471 (156 amino acids)
Source: RefSeq, a predicted model, not a curated record